This is a messenger RNA of Boleophthalmus pectinirostris (great blue-spotted mudskipper), 6862 nucleotides long. RefSeq names its product thyroid adenoma-associated protein homolog. Bases 83 to 5605 code for a protein of 1840 amino acids. The transcript has 31 exons. The record is from RefSeq and is a predicted model, not a curated record. Gene Ontology annotation, cellular component: cytosol. NCBI's taxonomy places the organism in Eukaryota, Metazoa, Chordata, Actinopteri, Gobiiformes, Gobiidae. Gene Ontology annotation, biological process: tRNA methylation.
CGUGACAUCAACACCCUAGCCAUGAGGUUCAAGGAAUAGAGCUGUUAAGUUUGUGGGUUUUAACAGUGUAAAUAAACCAAAAAUGUCGUUUGGUGAGCUUAUAACAAGUCUGCAGAAGUGUGCUAUUACUGAUGAACAAGUACAAGAAAAUGUCAAGCAAGAUCUGAAUCUGUUUUAUGAGAGACUUUUGGAGUCUUCCAGGAGCACCGUGAAGAGGAUAAAGGAGCGAUGUUUGGAGGAGGCUGUCCAGCUACUUAAGCGCAUUUCAAAGACUCGUGUACUUUUUAGUUUAGACGAGAGCCAUUUGCUGCUCAUGAUCCAAAUCCUUAUUUCUCUCCAGUUAGAGACAGUUGGCAUAUCUACAGCAUGUAGGAAAAUAGACCAGAUGUUACAAGAACUGGCUGGUGUUAAUCAACAACUGGUUUAUAGUGAAAUCAAAAAAUGCUUGCAGGCAAUUGUUCAUAAAGAGCAGUUACUAUCAUUGGAUGACCUGCAAAGAGCAUGUAUGUUCCUGGAGCACAGUGCUAUUGGCCGGGAGGUGUGGAAAAAGCUUUGUCUGCCCCUAAUGCUAAAAGUUGCUCAACUUUUUACAUUUGUGCUUGAAGAAGAAUUUUUAAGAGAUGGACCACUCUGUUACUCUGCUGUAAAGCUUUGUUUGCAGAUAUUUCAGCUAUUGCCAAAUCAACUGUCGUCUGUGGUGUGGACAGAGAUGGAAGGCAGCCAAGUACAAAACAUUCUACAAGCUCUUAUAGACAUCAUAUACGGACCGUGCUGCAACAGAGACACCUGUUUACUGGCAGGUACUGCAGUAGCCAUGCUGCUCAAUUCCUCACAUAGCCAGGCAGCAGGACAUGCUGCAUCGAGGCUACUUCAGAUCUCAAAUCAAGAGUCUGGGGUUGUAACAGUCAGUGGUCUCCAGGUGAACUGCAGAUCUAUCAGUAAGAAAGAGAUAGCUCUUCUGGCUGUUAGCAGAGGAGUCUUGACCUGCUGUCAGCCUCAUGUCCUACUUAGCACAAAUGCUGAUAAUACAGAAGUGUGUUUACUGCUGAAUGGCUUAUUUUCUGUUAUAAUCAGUUUGUGUGAGGAGAAACUGGACUGUCAUUAUUUUGCCUUUGAAGUGUUAACUCUUUGGCUGAAGAAAGUGAAGGAAAACUUGGCUGAAAUUAGAGCGAUAACAGGGGAUCGCCUUUUGUCUGACAGCAGCAGUCUCAAACAGCAACUUGUUCAUAUAAUUUUGAGCAAUGCUGACAGCCCUGUAGAUGGAGUGUCCGAAUCUGCCCGUAGUGCCUUUUCUUUACUGCUGGACCUCUAUCAGCUGGAUUGUGAGAUGUGUGAUGAUGCUGAAAGGACUCUUUAUUCUUCAUUACUUCAUCGGAUAACCAACUUGCCUUGGGAAAAUAAAGCCAAAUACUACCAGUUAUGCGCACUUCUCCCAUUUUUGGGUUCUGACAAGAUAUUGAGUCAUUACCCUGAGCUACCAAAUCAUAUACUGAAGUGUUUAAGCACGCAUCACCUCUCUUCAUGCGGAUCAGAGCUUUAUAAAUGUUUGAUACAGCAGCAAAGACAGGAGCCUUCCUGCCAAAAUGAACAAAGUCAUGUGGAUCAGUGGGCAAUGGGCUGGAAGUGUGUCCUUAUUGAAGCACUUACAUCUGAGGUGGCAUUUUUACAAAACAACUGCUAUAUUCAUCUAUUACCGAUUACAUUUCGUGUGUUUCCUUCUGCUGUGGAGCCACUUUUAAGUUCUCUGAACCCAAGCUCCCCUGGUCAUCUGUAUGCUUGGGCCUGUGUUUUGAGUUCAUAUCGGGCAACAACUGGACAAUCUCCAUGGACUUUGCAGGGAGGCACCACUCUCAAGAUCCUCCAUCUGGCCUUAGAGUCUGCAGAUGACAAAGUGCGUCUUGCUGCUUUCAAUCUCCUCUGCUGCAGCCCAAAAACUAAAGACUUUCCAACACAGGAGGAGCUGGAAUUGAUCAAGAGCUUUAUUCCUCAAAAUCUUAAUUGUGAGUCUUCAUCUUUUCGCCAACAUUUUCAGAAUGGAGUGAGGCAAUUCUUGGUCCGUAUCAGAGACUGUUGCUUGUUCUUUGUCAAAAUUCAAAAUGGCAAAAAGAAACAAGAUGCUUCCAAUAAAGAAGAGGUCAAAAACUUACUGGAUCAGGGAACAGAGUUUGUUGAUUGGUUGGGAGAGCUUCCAUACUGCUAUCUGGCAGCAGGUCAUAGCUACCAAAGGAAAAAGACCUCUUUACUGGUGCUCACUACAGUGCUAGAAACAUGUACUGCUACAUGGAGCCCAGACAAAAAAAAAGGACAGCCACCAGAGACCAUGGAUUGUCUCAUUAAAUACGCAAAACAAAAGGAACAAUGGAAUUUCUUCUGCCGUGCAAAACUACUUGUCCUCCUCAGCUGUUUGGGGGAUUCAACAAAUGAGAUCCGAGAGCUCUCUGCAAAUUUAUUGUUGAGGUUUUUUCCAUCCAGUUUUCCAAAAGACAUUUCCACUGCUCUAUUCACACAAACAAAACAGCUCCUCUGCAGUCCUCGAGUGCAGGAGGCACAAAUGGCAGCACUGAUGAUUAAGGUGCUCCAUUUAAUAUGUGGUUCAAACAUGCAAGAAUUUGAUUUAGUGAGAUUUCUGUUUAAUGAAUUGGAGAAACAUUAUUGUACAGUGAAGAGUGACAUGAUGCUUGCUGUCAGGACUAACCCUAUUCAUGGAAUCCUGAGUGCUCUUCAGAGGUGCUUGUUCGACUCACCUAGCAACAUGCAAGAUAAACUUGACAGGAGCCUGAUCCUGUUUGCACUAGAACUUUUGGAAAACAUCUCUCUGCUUCUUCUUGGUGUGUUGUAUGGAGAUCAGGAGGGCACUUCCAAUGGUCAAGAUGCACCUCCUUCUUUUUGUGACAUGGGGAAUGCAAUCACAAGUUUAAUUGACCAGUCCUCAGGAGGGGGACACAGUGAGACGGAAGAGUGUGUUCUCUUAUCAGAGAAACACAGCCUUGUUCUCACCUGCUGCUGGGUCUCUCUCAAGGAAACUGGAAUAUUUUUGGGUUCUUUGGUAGACCAUGUCUUUAGCCGGUGUCAGGUUUCCAACCACCUCCUCACCAAAACAGAUCUAAAACGAGUUUCAAGGGUCUUUUGGAAUAUUCUGCUUAAAUGUCGUCAGUGGGGGGCAGUAGAGGGUUGUUGUAUUGGCUUCACUAAGUUUUGUGCUUGUCUGCUGAGAAGUAAUGAUCCAGAACUAAAGGAAAUCCCUGCAGACAUGUUAAAACAAGUCCUGCAGGUCAUAGCGUCCCCCAGAUCCACCUCAGUGACCCGGCGUGCAGCAGGUCUGCCCAUGCUUAUUCUGUGUGUGCUUUCAGCAGAGGUGGCCAGCAAAGGGCGACCUCUUUUAGCCCAUAGUGUAGAGUUUUUACUGGAAACAGCCAAAGCUCCUCUUCCAGAGCGAUGGGACCAGACUCUGGACCUCUCACAGGUAUGUGCGGUUCACACGUUGCAAGCCCUGGUUCGUGGCACGGCUCUGGGGUCUGCAGUCCUUCAGUUUGCUCCAACUGUCACCAUUCUAUCACUGACCCUACUCAGUUCUUCCUGCUGGGCUAUGAGGAAUGCUGCUCUCCAGCUCUACAGUUCACUUUGCUCUCGAAUGCUUGGCCAUUGUCCCAGCAAUGAGGAUGACAAGAGUGCUCAAAAUGGGAUGUCCUCCACUGCUUUCUUUUGUCACUAUAGUGCACUGCAGCCAUUUCUCUCAGCAGAGCUGAGAGAAGCAGCAGAUGUUUUGCAGAGGCAGUCAAAUGAAGCUCGGCUUCAUCUCAAGCCUUCACUGUUUCCUAUUCUCACCCUGUUAGCACAGCUCCAUCCUGGCGUCCAAGAUUCAGUACAAUCUUUAACAGACUUUGUACCCCCUUUACUUCAACUUUCUGCCAGUCCUAUUUACAAUGUGAGAGUAAUGGCAUCAAGGGCUUUGGUAGCAAUAACACCCCCAUCUGAAAAUAUUAAGAUCCUUCUCACACUUGUGGGACAACUCCCAGGUUUUCAACAGAGAUAUUCUCACAACUGGCUGCAUGGGCACCUCCUGCAGAUCAAAGCCCUGUUUCAGAGGGCUGUUGGUGCACAAAGCCCUGUACCUGGCCUGCAUGAGGUAGUAAACAAAGUGGAGGCAUCACUUUGGUUGGCAACUGAAGCUCAGCAUUGCCCCCUAGUGAAAAUGGCAUAUGUUGAAGUAAUAGAAGCCAUAACACAAUUUUGUUCAGAACAUUUCCUUUCACAGCUUCAUAAAAUACUGACUGAUGAUCUCCAAAAGGCUCAACUAGAGUUCCAGAUUGGUCUCUCAUCCUUCCAUCAAACAUCCAUCAGUUUUCUAUGCACUAACCCCCUGUGGGCAUCUCACAUUUGGGAAAAGUUUAGUAUUUUGAGGCUUGAUGUCAGACUGGUUCUGGUGAAGUGGGCAGUGGAUAGGUGCAGUUUACAUCCAGUUAAAGAGCUGAUCCAUGAGGUGUUACAGGCAAACCUCCAGGAUGCAUUAUUGAGCCAAUCUGUGGAAUAUCGCCAUUUAUACCUUAAAGCGCUUGUAACACUAGCAACUUUUGGGGAGAGUCUUCUGCCUCAGUUACCUCUAAAAACCUCACUGAAAGAGCCUGUUUUGGUUGAAUGUGUAGAGCUGUUACUUGAGGAUCUGGAGGCACAAAGAGGUGGUCCAGAGUUCCUGUCUGAUGCCCUGGGGGCAGUUAGUUUACUUUUAUGUUACUGUUCCAGCUUCUCCAUUAUUGAGCGGUGGUGUAAAGUGUUGGAGGACUACUGUUUACCACAUGCAUCUGAAGGGCUCAGAAUGGCCUGCGUGGAGGCUUUGAUUUUGGCUGGAGUAUCUCUUCUGAAUCACAGGCCAAACCAAGAAAAACCCACCAUAAUGGUCAGGUUGGUCAAUAUAAGCCUUCACUUACUUCAGGACCAAAGUGUGCAGAUCAGAGUGAAAGCAGCAUAUUUCGCCUCCAUGCUAAAGCACACCUAUGGAACUUCUUGUGGAAGCAUCUUUGUCAUGCAGGUGAAUAAGGCCCUCCCCUUUCUCCUCGAUAAGCUCACAGAGCAGUGUUGGGACUCUGGUGCUUUUGGCAUCCUCUUAUCUCACCUGCCGCAGACUGACCUCAGAUCUGUUCAGACAAAUGCCACGCAAAAUAGGUGUGUCGCAUUGUAUGAGCAAGACGAGGCCAAUGUGUUUGCAGAGCCGUCAGUGAUGUGCGCUCAGGUGCUGCCUUAUUUGCUGCAGAUGGCUGAAAAAUGCAGUCAGUCCCCCUCUUUGGGAAUACAGUUAAACACUUGGGCAAAGGAGACGGUCCCCCAUGUGCUAGAAGACCUCCAAAUUUGCAAAGAACUCUUGACAGGUGAUAUGCAGACAUGGUUGACCGUCCUCAUAGACGCUCACUUUCACAGUGCACUCUGCGGUAUGUUGACCCGGGCUGCACUCCUCAUGCGACUCAUGAAAUUAUCUAAAGAUCUCCCAGUCCUCUGUGAGCUCUCCACUCUGCAGCAGGCUGUACACGCUUUCUACUGUGAGUUUAGGGAAAAUGGUGUCCACUUUCCCCCCUCUCUCACAACUGCUGUUGUGGGAGAGCCUUCAAAGUGAUGCAACUCCCAGCGUGAACGCCAUGGUACACUGGAGGCACCAGAUAAAAUUGCAUGGGGAUAUUUUAAGAUGCACAUGGUAACUACAUGCAGAGGCCCAAGACAUGAAAGAGCUGCAUCUGCUGAUUUGGGAGUACUUGGACACUUCCCUGGUUACGUAAGAAGUCAGUAGCUAGAGCUGCUUUGAAGUAAGCUUUUGAAGAAAAGGCAAACACACAAAUAAGACCUUGGGCUACCUUGUACUUUUAAAACAUGAAGUUCUUUUUUAAAAAGGUUGGAAUCAGACAAAUCUACCAUAAUGUGGUGACGUAAUGCAACAGCUUCUUGGAAAAUUGGCCGCUGAGUGCCCAGUGAGGAAAUAUCAUGUGUGCUUUAAUGCUCCAUUAGAGGCCUUCUGCCUGGAUAAGUGUCCAUUUUCCACAGCCACACAGAGCCAAAGAUAAUUGUCUGAAUGUGAUAAAGAGCUGGUGAAUUUUUAUUUUCUUAUAUUUGAAUCACAAGCCAAUGAUUAGUCUGACCCCAUUACAUCUUUGUAGCUAUACACUUUUUAGAAAAAAGUUAUGAAGAGAGUGGAAACUUUCUUGCAGCCUCAAAUCCUUGACCAUCAUUGUUUGACAUUAAUUGAAUAUGAACACAAUAGCUGUAAAUGUUAUUUGAAGUACAUUUGUGAGAGUAUCAGAUGAUGCUUACUCUGGUCCAGUUACACCAACGCUGAGUCUGUGUACACCUUGAUUGCACAUGAGUCAUAGUCUAUUGUAGCAGAUGAAUGUUGUGUGUGCCAGACAAUGAGAAAAAAAUAUCCAGUUUAAAAUCUGACUAAAUGUAAAUAGGAGUUUGCACUUUACUCUAUUUCAAAACCAAAGCUCCUAUGCGACCCCUGGAGUUUAGUGUACAACCCUUGACCAUAGUGGCAUAUUCUGCAAUCUCAAAAUAAAGCGAGUGAAAUUUAAAGAUUAUUAAAACUGUGUACGGUGCAAGUUGUGCAAGUUUCAGUAAUGGUGCAUCAAUGAAGCUUAAUCUGGGAACAAUGAAAAUAUUUUCUCAAUGUCAUUCAUUUUAAUGCAUUUUAUAAAAUCUGUUUGCGUAUAAAUUGUUUGUACAUUUAAAAGAAACCUUUCUAAAAAUGACCUCACCUGGUAAAACCAACGUAAAUGUGUCCAUAAUCCUCCAUGCAUAGGAUUAAUAUACAGAGGGCCAGAUAUUAUAGCUGUUUUAGCACAAACACACUCUUGAGCUAAUAAAAACCCUUGUAUUUCCA